Molecule: messenger RNA, 1543 nt
Organism: Lecanosticta acicola
Lineage: Eukaryota; Fungi; Ascomycota; Dothideomycetes; Mycosphaerellales; Mycosphaerellaceae
Source: the annotation of a GenBank genome assembly
AUGGUACGACUGCUCAACCUCGACCAAGUUGGGGAGCGCGAGGCUGGUCCUGCCGCCUAUCAGGCCUGCCGCCAUGCCUCCCCCUCGGCGACACUGGCAGGCAGUGACCGCAGACCGAACCCCAACAUGAAUCAAUUCUCUGCUGCACUGUCCAUCUAUCCGUAAGUACGCGGCGCAUCGCUGAAAGAUGCCCGCUUCCCUCGACGCGCCCAUCCGUGAAAGGCACUGCAUGGCACCGCACCACCAAGCCCCGCCCUCUUUCCCCAAGUCCUGCCUGACAGACCCACCAGCAUCGUAUCCGUUCUCGCGCGCUAUCUCGACCUCACCUCGCUGUUCGAACUAUCGCGAACAUGCCAUCAGGUCCGAGCGAACCUUCUGCAUCACCGACAGCUGCUCAUGUCCCGAGCCCUCCGCUGUGAGAACGAGAGUGCGGAUCCCGCCAAGCGGCUGGGCAAUGCCCUGCACGCGAGCCACCAGGUCUGGACGGCAUACGGUCAGAACGGCGUCAACGUGGGACGCAUCACCGGCGGCAAACUCGGCGCCUGCGCCAUGGACAUGGUCGGCGAAUGUCGAAGCUGUUCCAAGAUCAUCUGCAGAGUAUGCCGAAUCAACCCAUUACCACUACCACCACCCUCUAGUCAUCACACUCAUACGAGAAAGAAGCUUGCACUGCCCGUCCCUCAUUCUUGCCAUCGUUCCCUUCAGCGAAACUCACACAUUCUUCUUCUCACCCUCUAGAACUGCGUCAUCAAACCGCCACCCUCCAAGCUCAUAGACCUGCGGCACCGCCGACUCUGCAGAGCCUGCAUGAAAUCGCCGCUCGACAAGCUAACGACCAUCACCCGAAUCGUGGGAGAAGACGGGAGGUCCACGAGGCGAGUAUGCCCGAGCAUGAGAGCGUGCCGACGUAGUUUUGACCUUCUGCUGCAGCGCCGGGAGCAGCAACAUCAGCGGCGACGUUGAAGACCAACAGCAACGUACGUAUGCAAGAUCGCCGUGUACUUGCCCAGAAGCAGUCUGGAUCUGCCAGCCUUGUGGGCUGACGAUGCGAACUGACGAUACCACGUAUGUGCGUGGAUGGAAGUGGCGAACGCGCUACUCUCACUGUGGAGGCAUAGGGGCCGGGUUGGGUGAAGGCAACGAGGGAGUCGAAUGCGGCCGGACGAGAGAUUGUCUCGCGGCGAGGAUGGUGGAGAAGGAUGUAGAGUGCGAUUUUGCCGAGUUGGCCGCUCUCCACGCCGAGACGGCCAAGGCGGAAGUGCAAGGCCGCCACUGGAAUGGCAGCAGCUACAGCACGCAGGAGAUCGUCGGGAUAGGGGGCAAGGUCAAGACGAAAGUCAAGAAGAGAAUGCCAGUAGGGGCAAUCGUCAAGGAGUACGAGGAUGAGAGGGAGCAAGAGAAGUUCUUGUCGAGAGAGCAAGGCGGUGCCAAUCGUAGUUGGUGUUCAUGGUGUUCGCGUGUUGUGGUGGGCAAGAAGGAUCUCUCUGGCGCGACCAAGAGCACGGACAGCAUUGCUUCGGCCAGCUCCACGGCAUCGAUCUAG